GCCAACUAUCACUUUGACAACAGUUUCUUUUACUACACCAAAAUUUUACAGCAGAGCUACAUUUUAUAUUAAUUUACAGGGUUAAAUCGGUUCAUAUUUUUAACAAACGAUAUGGGUGAUGAGGAAGCUGCGACUCUUGAUGGUCAGUUCUUUGAAUUCUCCAAGCUUUUGGACAACAAGCGGAGCGGCUUAACAAUCACACUUUACCGCUCCGAUUUCUGGAUGAGGCAAGCUAAAAUCUUGGACGAUAGAAAAGUAACCAUGACGGACACUGGAAUUCUUUUCAAUAAAUACAGUAAAUCCGAACUUGAUUUCGACGAGUGGUUAGCUUUCAUAUCGGACCUCUGCUUGCUGAAGGGCUUGAACGAAGAGAAGGUCCAAGAGCUGUUGACCAACUGUGGGCUUCCCGGUCAAAUUCCUGUUUUGGUACCACAGUACAGGGACUUUUAUCUCACUUAUAAACCCAAAGAAAAAAUGGCUAUGUAAUGUCCGGCAUUAUUUCUCGAAUUGUUAAUUUACUUUUUUAUACUUAAUUCAUUGGAUUUGGAACAUAUUAACUCGUACCUGGACAGUGAACUGCUAUAGCCGUUUUGUGAUGUCAAUUGUAUUAGAUGUAUUUUUAGAUUGUCUAUUGGAUUAUUAAAUAUCGAUUUUAGUCAUAAUA
Molecule: messenger RNA, 664 nt
Organism: Ostrinia furnacalis (Asian corn borer)
Lineage: Eukaryota; Metazoa; Arthropoda; Insecta; Lepidoptera; Crambidae
Product: TPPP family protein CG45057-like
Exons: 3
Coding region: 112-486 (124 amino acids)
Biological process (GO): microtubule polymerization
Molecular function (GO): tubulin binding
Source: RefSeq, a predicted model, not a curated record